Emiliania huxleyi CCMP1516 is the source of this 2027-nucleotide messenger RNA. RefSeq lists its product as hypothetical. Gene Ontology annotation, biological process: cell adhesion; proteolysis. Gene Ontology annotation, cellular component: membrane; cytoplasm. The transcript is spliced from 14 exons. NCBI's taxonomy places the organism in Eukaryota, Haptophyta, Isochrysidales, Noelaerhabdaceae. The record is from RefSeq and is a predicted model, not a curated record. The coding region runs from base 1 to 1851 and encodes 616 amino acids. Gene Ontology annotation, molecular function: metalloendopeptidase activity.
AUGGCGCACGCCUUGGACGGUGGCGAAGCCAAAAACACCGGCAGUGGCCGUCCGCUGGCUUCGCUGCCGAUGGCGCCGGCGCACCGGGAGCACAACUGCAUCCACGAGCACCUUGGAGAGCCUGUCGAGCCGCGCCGGCGCACGCGCCAGCUCUACGAGGCCAGUGAGGGAGGGCCGCCGCCGGAGAAGAGCGGCCCGGACGAAGGCGAUGGCGACGCGAGCGGGAUGCAGCCGCUGCGCAUCGUGAUCAACACGGACGCGCUGCGGUCCGACCCGGGGUACACGUGCUUCCGCGUGGGCGAGUUCGUGAACGGCCAGCCCUGCCGCCAGGAGCAGGUGCUGACUCCCGUCAAGCGCUCGACGCUCGAGGAGUCGCUCAUGCCGCGCGCCGCCGCGUUCUUCUCCAAGGCCCUCUCGGUGAAGCGCGUGGUCGGCAAUUUAAGGCUCGGCUCCUUUCGUUGCGGCUUUAGCGGCGGCGUGGCGGUGCCGCGCGAGUAUGCCACCACCGGCGUCGAGGGCGCCGACAUUGUCUUCUUCGUCACUGCGCGGCCAAUUGCGGCGCAGACGGGCUCGGACACCAUCGCCUUCAGCGGUCACUGCGAGGUGGACCAAUUCGGGCGGCCGAUUGCGGCGCAUUUCAACUGGUCGCCGGUUCAUUUGGACGUACCAAACAGCGACUUCGAGUCCACGUACCUCCUCCGCGUGGCGCUGCACGAGAUGACGCACGCAUUAGUCUUUUCGCCCGGGCUCUUUGACCAGUUCCACCGCCAGCCGGCCACCGCCUUCUUGCCGGCCGUCGGCGCGUGCAGCGGCGGCCGCACUCGCGCCAUCGUGACGCCCCGCGCGCUGCGAGUCGCGAGGAACCACUUCGACUGCCCCAAGCUUGAGGGCGCACCGCUAGAGGACGGCGGAGGCGCGGGCACGGGCGGCGCUCACUGGGAGAUGCGACUCUUCCGGGACGAGUACAUGACGGGCUCCGCGUCGCCGGGCGUGAGGGUCAUCUCUGAGCUCACCCUGGCGGUCUUUUCCGACUCGGGCUGGUACGCCGUCGACGGCUCCCUCGCCGAGCCGUUCGCUUGGGGCGCGCGCGGCGGCUGCGCGUUUGCGCUCGAGGGGUGCGACUCGGAGGUUGCUUCGUCGGUCUGGCACCGUCCGGGGUACCGCUGCUCGCAGACGCACGAGACGGGCUGCUCGUACGACCGGCGGGCGGAGGUGUACUGCGACUUGCGAACCUACUCCUCCUCGCUGCCGCCGCACCAGCAGCACUUUCCGGACCGGCCCGACGUCGGCGGCUACUCGGUCCUCCUCGACUACUGCCCCGUCUUCCGCCCGUACGCCAACGGCAACUGCGCCGAGGCGGCGGCGGGCUGGGAGCGGACCUCUGAGGAGCGCGAGAACCUGCACUUGCUGCACCCGCCUCUCACGCUCUCGUUUGGCCUCCCGGCGCACGAGCCUAGCGGACCCGACGGGACAGACGUCCUCGCCUCCAAUCUCUCGCUGCUCAACGGCACUCACGCGCUGGCGGUCCAGCCGCCGUUUGGCUGGCUGACCUACUACGCGGUCGCCGACGUGCUGCUUUCCGACUCUCUCGGCCGCACCGCCUACAUCUUCGCGGGGUACACGAUCGCGCCGGACCCGCUGCAGUACGCCGCCACGGCGGCGCUCGUCGUGCUGCUCGUCGCGCUCUCCUGCGCCCUCCCCGCCUACUUGCGCGCCGGCUGCGCCGCCGAGAUGCGCCGCCCGCGCCACGCAGCCAAGGCGUUGCGCGGCGCGGCUGCCACAGCCGCUGCGGGCCAGGGCGGGGCGAGCAGCCAGCGCAGCGCGGGAGGAGGGAGCAGCGCACUCGUGUGAGGGGGCGAUGGCGGCCCGCCGUCGGCGGCGCGGCGGACUGAGGGACGGUUGUCGGUUGCCCGCGCGCGCCACGAACUGGCGAGGACAGACACAAACCUGAGAGCUGAUCGUGUCUGGUGUGUCUGGCGGUGCGCAUGCCAAAUAAACAAAUAAAUAAAACGGACCAGGAGAUGGGU